AUGCCGCAUAAUGAUCCACUCCUCGUUAAUAUUGGUAUUGGCGAAUGCCAGGUCACGAAGGCCCUCAUUGAUACUGGUAGCUAUGUCGACCUUAUCUUUAGGGAUACGCUCGACAAGAUGGGAAUCGAUUUAUGCGACAUGAAGCCUUCAUCACGAACUCUUACCGGGUUCAACGGUUCCUCGGAGCAAAUAAUCGGGAUAAUACGUCUCCCAGUCUACGCAGGGGAUACAACCCGAACUGUUAAGUUCUCCGUCAUUCGGGCAAAAGCGCCUUACAACGCUAUCCUCGGCACCCCAUGUUUGCAUUCAAUGAAAGCCGUUCCCUCGACUUAUCAUCAAUGUGUCAAGUUUCCAGGAAAGGACGGAACAACACAGACAAUCCGUGGAGACCAACGGGCCGCUAGGGAGCUCAGACAAUCCGCGCAACAGUCAGUUUCUCUUGUCAACUCAGUUGCCAAACCAAUCCAUAAGAUCUACCCUCAGAAGGAGGAAAUCCGGGAAGUCCCCAUUAAUGAAGCCGGCCCGUCAAAGGCUGUACGCGUCGGCGCCUAUCUCUCCGACGAGAUGCAGUCACAAGUCAUCUCCUUCCUCAAAGCAAACGCUUCCACUUUUGCAUGGGCAACUUUUAAUAUGAAAGGAGUAGACCGCGCAGUCACGUCUCACGAGUUGAACGUUGAUCCGACGUUCAAACCCAUCCGACAGAAGAGAUGGAAGCUCGGACCUGAACGAUCCAAAGCCGUAAAUGAGCAGGUCGACAGGCUGCUCGACGCAGGUUUCAUUGCCGAAGUACGGUACCCAGAAUGGCUAGCCAACCCUGUCGUAGUGAAGAAAAAGAACAGGAAAUGGCGCAUCGGUGUUGACUUCGCCGAUUUAAACAAAGCUUGCCCGAAGGACAGCUACCCUCUCCCACACAUCGAUCGUCUAGUAGAAUCGACAGCCGACAAUGAACUCCUCUCCUUCAUGGACGCCUUCUCAGGGUACAACCAAAUUAUGAUGCACGCUGAUGAUCGCGAGAAAACAACAUUCAUAACAGAUAGGGGAACGUAUUGCUACAAAGUCAUGUCUUCCGGUCUAAAGAACGCAUGA
Molecule: messenger RNA, 1086 nt
Organism: Brassica napus (rape)
Lineage: Eukaryota; Viridiplantae; Streptophyta; Magnoliopsida; Brassicales; Brassicaceae
Exons: 1
Coding region: 1-1086 (361 amino acids)
Source: RefSeq, a predicted model, not a curated record